CAUCCUCAUCCCCAAUGCAUACCUCAUCUAGCUUGUUUACCAUUAUGUGCCUAGAGCUUGCCUGUAUCCAGUGGUCAAAUAUUUUGGGGGGUGUUGUAUUAAUGAUCUCAUUAGAUCUUCAGAACAACUCUAUGAGGUAGGUACUAAUAUAAUUUCCAUCUUACAAACGAGGCUCAGAGAGGCCAGAUGACUUGCCUAAGGCCACACAACUAGUGGGUAAAGAGCUGGAAUUUGACCUGGGGUGUGCUGGCAGCCUCUCCACCACCCUGCCCAUCUCUCAAAGGUGCCCCAUACCCUCAGUCUCACCUGGUGGUGGCAGGUGUGCUCUCCCCACUGAGGGCUACCCUGUGACCUCCCAAAGCCCUUCUCCUUGCUCUGGUGGCUGUGGACAUACUCAGGCUGUUGCCCAGAGAGCUCGGCUGUAACUUGAGCCGCACCCAGGCUGGGGGUGAUGUGGAGGGUGGGCAGGUGACAACCAGGGCAGGGAGAUUUGCCCAGACACUGGUACACAGCAGCCUGCCGACCGGUGUGGCCCCGAGGAGUUUGGGGGCUUUGGGAGCUUGUUCCAGGGUCCUGGCAGUGGUCUUCAUCAUGGGCAACAAGCAAACAGUCUUUACUCAUGAGCAGCUGGAAGCAUAUCAGGACUGCACCUUCUUCACGAGGAAGGAAAUCAUGAGGCUCUUCUAUCGCUACCAGGACCUUGCCCCCCAGCUUGUCCCUCUCGACUAUACCAGCUACCCUGAUGUGAAGGUUCCUUACGAGCUCAUUGGCAGCAUGCCUGAGCUGAAGGACAACCCUUUCCGUCAGAGGAUCGCCCAGGUCUUCUCCGAGGAUGGGGAUGGCCACAUGACCUUGGACAACUUCUUGGACAUGUUUUCUGUGAUGAGUGAAAUGGCUCCCCGCGACCUCAAAGCCUACUACGCUUUUAAAAUUUAUGACUUUAACAACGAUGACUACAUCUGUGUGUGGGACCUGGAGCAGACGGUGACCAAGCUAACGCGGGGAGAGCUGAGCACUGAGGAGGUGAGCCUGGUGUGUGAGAAGGUGCUGGAUGAGGCCGACGGGGACCACGACGGGCGACUGUCCCUGGAAGACUUCCAGAACAUGAUCCUGCGGGCGCCGGACUUCCUCAGCACCUUCCACAUCCGCAUCUGAGGGUACUGCGGAGGAGCCGGGCCAGAGGAAGGCAGGGCGACCCCUCAUCUCAAUGUAGAAUCUGGUCUCCCUGGGCUCCGGGAAUAAACACACAUCACUGAGUCACA
Aethalodelphis obliquidens (Pacific white-sided dolphin) is the source of this 1262-nucleotide messenger RNA. It is a transcript of the gene CIB3, whose product is annotated as calcium and integrin binding family member 3. The record is from RefSeq and is a predicted model, not a curated record. Gene Ontology annotation, biological process: calcium ion homeostasis. Gene Ontology annotation, molecular function: calcium ion binding; magnesium ion binding. NCBI's taxonomy places the organism in Eukaryota, Metazoa, Chordata, Mammalia, Artiodactyla, Delphinidae. The coding region runs from base 592 to 1155 and encodes 187 amino acids. The transcript has 6 exons.